UGGCUGCCCCCAUGGGCGCGCACGCUGCAAGCUGGCAGAGCCGGGGCCGCUCCCGCUGAUCCCGCGCCGGGGCCGGGGGAGCCGGGCUGGGCUGCCACCCCCGACCGGCACCUCUGCAUGGAGCCGCGAGAGUCCUGGGCGGCCUUGGCGGCUGGUGGAGUUGCUGGUGUCUGUGUUGACUUGAUCCUUUUCCCCCUGGAUACUGUAAAAACAAGACUGCAGAGUCCUCAAGGAUUUAGGAAGGCUGGUGGUUUUCGUGGCAUCUAUGCUGGUGUUCCUUCCACUGCGAUAGGAUCCUUUCCAAAUGCUGCUGCAUUUUUUAUCACCUAUGAGAAUGUGAAAUCCCUGCUGCCCCAUGGCUCUUCAUCUUACCUGUCUCCAGCGACACACAUGGUUGCUGCCUCCCUUGGGGAAGUGGUGGCGUGUCUCAUACGGGUUCCAUCUGAGGUCGUCAAGCAAAGGGCCCAGGUUUCUCCUUCCUCGAGCACCCUCCGGAUUCUCUCCCACACCUUGUACCACGAGGGUGUUCAAGGACUUUAUCGGGGUUAUAAAAGCACAGUAUUAAGAGAGAUUCCUUUCUCUCUGGUACAGUUUCCCCUCUGGGAGUCCUUAAAGGAUCUCUGGUCAUGGAAGCAGGGUCACGUGGUGGAUUCUUGGCAGUCAGCAGUCUGUGGAGCUUUUGCAGGUGGAUUUGCAGCUGUAGUCACCACACCUCUCGACGUAGCGAAGACGAGAAUUAUGUUGGCAAAGGCUGGUUCCAGAAAUGCCAGUGGGAAUGUUCUGACUGCCCUUAGUGGCAUCUGGAGGACACAAGGCCUGUCAGGCUUGUUCGCAGGUGUUGUCCCACGGAUGGCAGCCAUCAGCCUGGGAGGCUUCAUCUUCCUGGGGACAUACGAGAAGACUCGCCAGCUGCUGCUCUGAGCCAGCCCGGCCGGUCCCGCCGGUGGCCACCGAGGAGCUGGAGAAGCCGCAGGAGGAGUCGGGCGGCGAGCACAGCCUUCCUCCCGCCACAGCAGCUGUCCCGCAGGCUGAGAGCCACUCUCGCUGUUAGAGAGAAGCAAAUCCUCCAAUAAUCCAAUUUCCCAAACAUGAAAUUUUCCUGCAUGGAAAGUGAGUGAGGUCAUCGUGAGAGUUGUGCCAGCAAAGUAAUGUUUUGGGGGGGUAAACAGCUAAUUACGGUGGCUAAGAAAGGCGUUAUUAGAACUCCUGCAGGGCAAGUGUUUUGGAAACCUCCAGCUCGGGGGGCUGAGCUGGGAGGCUGAAAUAAAGCAAGUUUUCAUC
Empidonax traillii (willow flycatcher) is the source of this 1281-nucleotide messenger RNA. It is a transcript of the gene SLC25A26, whose product is annotated as solute carrier family 25 member 26. The transcript is spliced from 10 exons. NCBI's taxonomy places the organism in Eukaryota, Metazoa, Chordata, Aves, Passeriformes, Tyrannidae. Bases 118 to 921 code for a protein of 267 amino acids. Gene Ontology annotation, biological process: transmembrane transport. Gene Ontology annotation, cellular component: mitochondrial inner membrane. The record is from RefSeq and is a predicted model, not a curated record. Gene Ontology annotation, molecular function: S-adenosyl-L-methionine transmembrane transporter activity.